GUUCUUGUUGGGACUUGUGGUGUUUUGAAUCUAUUCGAUAGUACAGACAGUAGCAACUGCUCUCCUCCAUGAGCCUCUAUCUCCAUCUUGUCCAUUUUGGAUUUUGAGAUACAUCACCAUUGCAAUCGUCCAAAAAAACCCCACCAUUGAUUAAUCACAUCCCAGUCUGAUUCCAAUAACCUGUCAAACCGAGUCCAGUAUUGAUAUCACUGUCGCCCUCACUCACCUUUCUCUGUCCUCCAUCGAUCUCGCGGCGGCCUUCUGCCAUUUCGCUCUCUCGAAUCACCCUGCGCCCGCCUUUUUAGACCCUCUCAAUACCAUCCGUUCAACUCCGUCCUGCUCGGAUCGCUAUACACAGUUUCAGAUAUCCAGACCUUGGAACAUUCAGCCUCCAACCUCAAGUCGAUCACAAAUUCUUCAUGUCCUCGAUCUACUAGCCGCCGCCCGCAUGGUUGGGUAUCCUCUUUGGCCCGCGAAUCACAUCCUUUAUCCCGAUACACGCUGCGCACAAUCCUUUCACUGGAAGACUUAGAAAAGCCGCCGCCACCGAAGCGCAGCCGGCAGACUUCUGUCCCUCCUUGGUGUCAACCAUAGAUUUAGGUGCAUAGCGGCAAGAGAAAGGAGUAAACAGAGGGAACGUCAGCAUUCUUAUAACAAGAGUCACUCGUGGUAGUGCUGUGGUCCGAAGCCCGAUCAGAUCGCAUCCCACCGCCCAAGGUCCACUCAUCGUCGUCAGCGACGGUGCCAGCCCAAGACUGCCACUUGGUGCCCAUCUAUCUGCGGCCACUACUAGGCCCUAAACGCGCCAGGCCAGCUGCGCUCAUUGCGGCUGCCCGCCCCGAGUCUAUUCACUUUCCCAAUUCUAAUUCAGAUCAUUACAAUCCUUCACAAUUUCACACCGAUCGCAAGCUGGCCCUGCAAAGGGACCAGUCUCUGUCCACCCCAACACACUGUUGGCCGCGAACGCAGCUGUGUACGCCAUGAUGAACGGUACUGACAUCAAAAACGCCGUUCUCAAUCCUGCGAAGAAAGUUGCGACCACUGCAGCGCUCGCUGCAAACAACAGUAACGGCCAGAAGAAACGACGGAAAGGGGACAAUCUCAAGCCCAUAAUCACCACUGAGAACGCGUCCUCUUCUCUUCACGAGAGCCCCACUCAGGUCGAAGCAGAAACCAUGAUUUCUCCUCUACCACACAGCAAAGUCUCAUCAAACAAUAACUCACAAUCUCACAGAUCACCCUCAUCAUCCACGUCCGAGGAGGACCCCGCCGAAACCACGGCCGACGAAGAGGAUUCAGAAGACUACUGCAAGGGUGGUUACCAUCCUGUGCAUGUAGGGGAGACAUACAACAAUGGUAGAUAUGUUGUGGUGCGAAAACUUGGAUGGGGUCAUUUUUCAACCGUCUGGCUUUCAAGAGAUACAACCACUGGUAAACAUGUCGCCUUAAAAGUCGUCAGAUCGGCUGCGCAUUACACAGAGACCGCUAUCGAUGAAAUCAAACUUCUAAAUAAGGUCAAUCAGGCCAACCCUAGCCAUCCUGGUCGCCGAUACGUCGUCAGCCUUCUCGACUCCUUCGAACACAAGGGCCCGAACGGCGUGCAUGUAUGCAUGGUUUUUGAAGUCUUGGGAGAGAACUUGCUCGGUCUGAUUAAGAGAUGGAACCAUCGUGGAAUCCCGAUGCCCUUGGUCAAACAAAUCACCAAACAGGUCUUGCUGGGUCUGGAUUAUUUACAUCGCGAAUGUGGUAUUAUUCAUACCGACCUGAAGCCAGAAAACGUCUUGAUUGAGAUCGGCGAUGUCGAACAGAUCGUCAAGGCUUUUGUAAAGGAUGAAAAGGAUUCUACAAAAGACGACAACCGGAACGGCCGCAGACGAAGGCGAACUCUGAUCACUGGUAGCCAACCUCUACCCAGCCCAUUGAAUGCGAGCUUUACGAAUUUAGAUAAAUUAGGCAACACGCACCAUCACCAAGCGAGCAGCCUGAAUCAAGUCAUCAACGAUUCGGUUGCCAACAAGUCAACAGAGGGGUUGUCAAUGAUCGAGCAACUGAAGCUAAGGUCGCAAGACGGGAAGGACAGCGAAGAGUCAUCCAAGACCAGGGAAGGGACAGCCGAUCCACUUGAGAAGGACCUGGCCGGUGUUUCGCUUGACAAUAAGAAAAUUAGCGAUGCGGAGAAAGUGUUGAAGGCCGCAAAGAAUGAAGACGAGCCAGCAAGCGAGAUAAUUUCGGUUAAGAUAGCGGAUCUGGGGAACGCCUGCUGGGUCAAUCAUCACUUCACGAAUGACAUUCAAACGAGGCAGUAUCGGUCACCGGAGGUGAUACUGGGUGCGAAAUGGGGUGCGAGUACAGAUGUGUGGAGUAUGGCAUGCAUGGUGUUUGAGUUGAUCACUGGUGAUUACUUAUUCGACCCUCAAUCCGGUACAAAGUACGGGAAAGACGACGAUCAUAUUGCACAGAUCAUCGAGCUUCUCGGGCCAUUCCCCAAGUCCCUGUGUCUCUCUGGCAAAUGGUCACAGGAGAUCUUUAGCCGCAAAGGGGAACUCCGUAACAUCCACCGCUUACGACACUGGGCCUUACCUGACGUGCUUCGAGAAAAGUAUCACUUCUCAGUGGAAGAUUCCAAAAAGAUCAGCGAGUUUUUGUUACCGAUGCUCCAGUUGCCGCCAGAAGCACGAGCGAAUGCUGGUGGCAUGGCGAAUUCUGAAUUCAUGCAAGGCACAAAGGGAAUGGAGACUGUAACUGUUGAUGUUACGGUGGGUAGCAAAGGUGACGGCAUUGAUGGUUGGGCAACGGAGAUCAAGAAACGAUGAUAUGUGUGAAGGUAUUUGGUCACGCUUUUUUUGGGCCAGGUUCUUGUGAAUGAAUGAUAAGAGUCUGUCCUGGAACACUGGGCAAAAUGCAAUCUUUGUCAUUCAAAUACCAGGUACAGACACAUAUGGAAUAGAAUGACUUUGAUGAAACGUUUGGACAUGUCGUUAUGUUAUGUUGUGUUCUACCGCGUGCUGUCACCUUGAAUACGUCUACGUUAUGGGUCGGUGUGUUGUUAGGUGUUUGGUAUUGGAUGGCGAUCUCGAUGUGGUUUGCUUUGUGAUGGGACCCUGGAGUCGACAGAUUGAGACUUAAUGAAUGACUUGUUGGCCUACUAUGCAGCAAGAGGGCGGACAUGAUGAAACAUGAUUACAACAGUAAGAUACCUAGGUAUCUAUGCCUACCUAGAUGGUAAUUUGAGUAUGGAAUCUUCGUUCGACACUUUUAGAUCUCCGCUGCACUCGAUCCAGUCUCGAUUGAACUCCAAAAUCCAUUCCAUACCUAU
This is a messenger RNA of Exophiala oligosperma, 3316 nucleotides long. RefSeq lists its product as uncharacterized. The record is from RefSeq and is a predicted model, not a curated record. Gene Ontology annotation, biological process: spliceosomal complex assembly; protein phosphorylation; regulation of mRNA processing. Gene Ontology annotation, molecular function: ATP binding; protein kinase activity. The transcript has 3 exons. The coding region runs from base 981 to 2813 and encodes 610 amino acids. Lineage: Eukaryota; Fungi; Ascomycota; Eurotiomycetes; Chaetothyriales; Herpotrichiellaceae.